CCCUCCUCACGUGAGGGGGGCGAGUCACGCGAUUUCCGGGAACCCGUCAGGAAGGGACAUAAACAAAACAAACCCGCAGCCGCAUGGAGGGUCCGGCCCGCAGCGCGCGGGGCGGCGCCCCCUGCUGAGCCCCGGCCGCCCGAGAUCUACAAACAGAAAAGCUCCGUAAGGGUGAACUGAAGUUAUCCUAAGGAAAAAAAUCAUUGCAUGGAUUGUGUGAACUCACUGAGACUGAAGUAAAGCUGGAAAGGAAUCUAAAAGUGAAUAAAAGAAGAAGUUUGGAAUUGGAUUUGGGUAAUCUGGGCUUGGAAAUGCCUCAGCCCAGUGUGAGUGGAAUGGACCCUCCUUUUGGGGACGCCUUUCGGAGCCAUGUGUUUUCAGAGCAGACUCUGAUGAGCACAGAUCUCUUGGCAAGCAGUUCAGAUCCAGACUUCAUGUAUGAACUGGACAGAGAAAUGGACUACCAUCAAAGCUCCAGAGACAACCUGCUUUCAAUGGAGGACUGCAAAGACCUUGAGAACUUCGAGUCUUUUACGGACAUCCUGGACAAAGAAGUUGCUCUCACCUCCAAGUGGGAGCAGUGGGACACGUACUGUGAAGACUUAACUAAGUACACUAAACUAACCAGCUGUGACAUCUGGGGAACAAAAGAGGUGGAUUAUCUGGGCCUUGAUGACUUUUCAAGCCCAUACCAAGAUGAAGAGGUGAUAAGCAAAACACCGACGCUGGCUCAGCUUAACAGCGAGGACUCCCAACCUGUUUCAGACUCACUCUAUUACCCUGAUUCGCUCUUUAGUGUAAAACAAAACUCUUUAAAUUCUCUGUUACCUGGCAAAAAAAUUGCAAGUAGAGCAGCAGCCCCGGUCUGUUCCUCCAAGAACGUUCAGGCUGAGGCACCUCUAUCGGACUAUGUUCAGAAGGCAAGCAAGCCUGCAACUCAGCCUGCUUCCAGUACACAAAUCACGGUGAAGACCAAUGUGUACAAUAAUGAAAAGGUGAACAUUCAUGUUGAAUGUAAAGACUAUGUUAAAAAGGCAAAAGUAAAGAUCAAUCCUUUACCACAGAGCAGACCAGUGGUGAGCCAAACACAUGCAGAUGCAGCAAAAGAAAACACCUGUUACUGUGGUGCCGUAGCAAAGAGACAAGAAAGGAAAGAGUCCCCACAUAGUCACAGUACACCUCCUGUUUUGCCUUUUAAAGAGACUCAAGAACUGCUCCUCAGUCCACCCCAGGAAACCACAGGACUAAUUGUGGGGGAGAGCAGUCUGUCUGCCAGCACAUCGGUGUCGGAUUCUUCACAGAAGAAAGAAGAGCAUAACUAUUCUCUUUUUGUAACGGACAGUCUGGGUGAGCAGUCAGCCAAAGGAGACCCUGAAGAAGAUGAGGAGGAUGAGGAAGAUAUUGAAGAUGAGGACCACGAUGAAGGAUUUGGCAGUGAGCAUGAGCUCUCUGAAAAUGACGAUGAGGAAGAAGAUUAUGAGGAUGAUAAAGACGAUGACAUCAGCGAUACUUUCUCAGAACCAGGGUAUGAAAAUGAUUCUGUGGAGGAUUUAAAAGAAAUGACUGCAAUAUCCUCUCGAAAAAGAGGCAAGCGAAGAUACUUCUGGGAGUACAGUGAGCAGCUAACAACAUCGCAGCAAGAAAGGAUGCUGAGGCCAUCUGAGUGGAAUCGAGAUACGUUACCAAGUAACAUGUAUCAGAAGAAUGGUCUCCAUCAUGGAAAAUAUGCAGCAAAGAAGUCACGGAGGACUGAUGUAGAAGACCUGACUCCCAAUCCCAAAAAACUUCUACAGAUCGGUAAUGAACUGAGGAAACUGAAUAAGGUGAUCAGUGACCUGACGCCAGUCAGUGAACUUCCCUUAACUGCCAGACCACGGUCAAGAAAAGAAAAGAACAAACUGGCUUCCAGGGCUUGUAGACUAAAGAAGAAAGCCCAGUAUGAAGCCAAUAAAGUAAAACUCUGGGGUCUCAACACAGAAUAUGAUAAUUUACUGUUUGUGAUCAACUCCAUUAAACAAGAAAUCGUUAAUCGAGUGCAGGUGCCUAAAGAUGAUAGAGGAGUCAACAUGGAACAAAGAUUGAACGUACUCAUUAAAGAUACACUUGGACUGCCUGUAGCUGGACAAACAUCAGAAUUUGUGAAUCAAGUUUUAGAGAAGACUGCAGAAGGAGACCCAACGGGUGGCCUUGUAGGGUUACGAAUACCGAUGUCAAAAGUUUAAGACGUGAUUUCACCUGUUCUCAUCGGUCAGAUUCUUCCUGUGUUGUCAAGUAUUUCAUUGUAAAUUGCAUUCUGGUCUGCAUGUCAGUUUAGCAUUAUGUAAACACUUACAAUUAGGUUUCAUUGUUUUUAAAUAACAAUGUAGUAAACCAAUCAGCAUGAUAUAAAAUGCUUAAUAGCAUUUUUGGAGCAUAAACUAGAUAGUUCUAAAGCUGCUUUAAGAUUAAAUACAGACUUGAGGAUUCUUUUUAAAAUUAAGUUAUCUAGGACCAGACUUAUCACUUUUAUUUUAGAAGCAAAAACAUGUUUUUGCUAGUAAAAAUUUUUAGCAUAUGCCAGACACUGUGGCAGGUUUAUGCUCCAAGCAAAAUAAGAGGAAGCAUUUUUUUUUGGUAAAGCUGUCACUUUAGGAGGUUUUUUUUGUUGUUCUUUUUUGUUCUUUUUUAAUUUGUUUGUUUUGGAAUAAUUGGGUUUUCUUUGUUCUUAAAAAAAAAAAAACACAGUAAGGUUUCUUUGCAAUCAUUAACGUGUACGUAGCACACAUGGCUUUAGAGCUAGUGUGCCAUAUAAGACUUUAAUUUUCUAAGCUUAAUAUAGUAUUUAAAUGUCUGUGCAAGCAAGAGAAAAAAGUAUAUUCUUUGUGCCUUGUAUUUUGGGGGGAGAGCUAUCAGUAUAAGCUGGUAAAGUUUUGUAUGAAGAAAACCCUGAGGGGAGAAAACAAGAUGUACAGAUGGUGAGAUUAUAGGUUUUAAUGUAUUUGUUCCAGCUCUUAAAAUUUUUGAAUGUAUAUAGGAAUAUGUUGAAAAUGUAGAUAUAUGCCACAGAGUCUAUGUAUUGUAUAAAAGAUGGCUCUAGAAACUCAAUUUCGGUACUUUGGCCGGAAGAAAACAAAUACUUGCACAUUAAUGCGAUUGUUUAUUUUUGUACCAAAGACAAAUGCAACUGAUAUGGCGAACUGCCAGUCUAAGUAAAGUUUUGCACAGCUUAUAUGAUACUGUACUGAAUGUAAAAAAAACAAAUGAAAAAAAAAAAGAAAAAAAAUUAAAGGUCAGGGUUAGGGAUCUUACUGAACUGUGAAUUUUUUUGUUUGGGUCCAAUUAUCUACAGAAGGAGCAUUCAUACAUAACAAUAUUAUUUUGCUGUUCUUGUAGUUCGCUUCCAUGGUAGAUAACUUGGUGGCCGUCUCGGAGUCUUUAAAUCUUUUUUCUCUGCACUUACUGUAGGAGAUUUUAAUAUAUUUGGAUUUUAGUAAGCUAUUGGUAAAAUAGUUUUCAACUUUGAGAAUUUAAAAAGAAAUAUUUAGCUUGUUGUAGUAUACUUCCAAACAACCAAAAUAAAAUUAUUUUUAUUGUAAUGUGUAUAUAUGUAAAGAGAAAAAAGAGCUACAAAUACCUAAUUCCUUAGUUGCCACUUUUCCAGUUUAUGUAUUAUUAUGCAUGUGAUGUUUCCAAGGAUCAACACAGGCUUCAAACAAAACAAAACAAAAAAAAAAAUUUAUAGACUUUUAUAUUUUUGUACAGGUAUUUCAAAACUAGCUUCUUCAAACUUAUACGUGACUUAUUCUUGUUAAUUCAGUAGUUUCUAUGAUUGGGGAAUAUUAACACAGAGUUCUUAUUUGCUCUUCUGCUAAUAAGAGUUGGCUUUGUAGUCAGUGUUAACGUACAGAUUAAAAGCUUUAGCCCUUGAUGAAAGUCCUUUAUCUCAAGGCAAGAUCAUUCUCUGGUUUCAUGGACCCCCUUUUCCUCCCUGUUCUUUCUCUCCCUAUUUAACGAUGACAAAACACUGUUUACUGAAAAUAGAAAUACCAAAUAUUUUCAAAUGUAGCUGCUGAAAAAAAAUGCAAAAGUUCAUGAAGGCUUUCUCCCCACUCCCUUUGGGGAAUUUCUCCACUUCAUUUCUAGUUUGUCUUUGUUUGUACUGUGAUUCCUUUCUGUUUAUACGUAGGUUAUUUUUAUAUCAAAGCUUCUACUAUAAAAAAAAAGUCUGAAUUGGUAAUAGUGCAGUAAGAGUCGCAGAUGAAGGUGGCAAUCCUGCCACAUACUUAUGAUGAGCAUGCACACGGCUGACUUUGUAUCUAAGUAUUUUAGAAGACUCAAAAGGGAGGAGGCCAAAAUACCACUACUGAGCUGUACAGAAAGAUUUUCCUUCACAAGACUGAACAAAUACCCAGGGCAAUUUAGGCAAAACUUUGUAAAUCCACUUAAGAUUUGCACAAAUUGAGUGGACUUUGGGUGUCUUUGUUUCAGGUGUUUUUGUUGUUGCUCUUAGGGUGAGGUGAGAGUUGGCUGCUGCUUUACACAGUGGGUCAGAUGCAUUCCUAUUAUAAGCAUUGCCAAUGUACAGUUAUUCCAGAGAUGCAUACUGCCCAUUAAACCUCAACAAAGAAUGUCUCUUGUGAAGUUAAGGCCGUGUCUGUACGAAGAUUUAAAUACUGUUGUUCCUUUCUGAUGAGUAGUGUUAACACACUGCUCAGGUAGGAGAGGUCCUUUAUGCUAUUAUCAAAACUGUGUAGACAAGGCAGCAGUUCUAAAUAUUAAGAGAGCAGUCUUGCAAUCAGGUAAAAACUUUUAUGACAAAUUAAACUGACAAGGUAUUAAAAAGUCCCUUUUUUACUGCUCAGGAAUACUGGGCAAAUAUAACUUUAUAGCUCUUUAUUUUUGUCUGAAAACCAGAAUAUGAUUUUGGUCUAGCAUUUCAAAGUAGACUUUGAAUCUUUAGUGAAUUCCAUACCUUUGCAUUUCAGUGUUUUCUAUGUAUUAUUUUAAGUUAAAGCUUUUGAAUAGUUGAGCUUUUUAAUGUUGACACUUUAUUUUGUACCUAUUUAUAUGUAUGUAUAUCUUAGAAAAGCACUUUGUUUAAAAAGGAAAAAAAAAAAAAGCGUUUUAUAUGAUUCCUGCCACUUGCUGCUAACUCUGGGCUGGUCAGAAUGCUGCAGCGAUACUUGAUAUAAAUAAAACCUGGCAGUAAAAUGUAGAGUAAAGAUAAGACCUUUUGCUGGUUUAACUUUAUCAUAAAGGUGACAUAGGCAAGCUGUGCAGCUUUACAUUUUAACCAGGGGACUCUGUGGCAUUUAAACCGUCUAGAAAUGGUUGUACUUUAAUGCCAGUAACAAUCUGCUUCCUCUAGUGUCAUUAAAAUAUAUACAUUUAGUGUAUACUUAUCACAAAAAAAAAAUCUUAUAAGGGUAUAAAAACCAACAAAUGUACAUGUUCUGUUUUUGGCAAUUGUGGCAUGCAUUUUUGGGUGAUCUUUAGAGAAGGCCAUUUUCUAAAGAUUUUCAGUGUUCAUACAUGGUAUGUGGAUCUUAAUGAAGUCCUGGAUUCUUUUUGUUUGUUUCUGAGUGUAGGCAUUGUGAAUAUUCACUUUUAAUCCUAUAUCCAAAAACAAUUACAUACUCUUGAUUUAAUACAAACAAAAGCUCUUCCUUUUUCUGAUACACUGGAUUCUCUAGAAUUUGUUUCCAUAUUAAAAGCAUGCUGUUAUAACUGCUCUUGUUAAAAUCUCGUUGGUCUGAACUUAGGUGCCACACUUUUUGAAUUGAUGGACUGCUUGUUCUACUGUACCAUGUAUGAUUCUUGUCCUUUCCUACUUCCUUCAUUACAGAUUAUGAUGUGGCUUUAUAUUGUGCCUUACUUGUACAUCUAGAACUAAAUGUUUUUCAUUCCCCUGAACACCUCAAACCUAACCCUUCCUAAAGUGAAUCAGAACUAUAAAAGAAGAGUUUGGAUAGAUCUAUUUUAGUUUCUCUCAAUAGCAGUCAUUUUCUAUUUAUAUGGAAGAACAGUUUUUGAAUGGCCUUGCAAAAUGUGGGGGUGCUUAUGAAGGGCAUUUUGAGCCCUAAACCCCUUUUUGCUAACACUUUAUUUUAGGGUUUAUUGAACACAUCUACUGAUAUUUGGUGAGUUCUUUUCUUGGAUGAGAGAGACUUAUUACUAAAACUGUGUUUAGGUGUGGACUGGCUGGAUUUUCUUACCAUACCAGUUGAAAUCAUUGUGAUUUAAUGAAGUUGCAUUGCUGCAAAGUUGAUGUGAGAGUCAGGCUCAGCUGUGUUCAGUUCCUAAUCCUUUAUAGAUAGCAGACUUUUUCCAUACUUAGAAAAAGAAGGCUAGGAAAAAGUAAAAAAAAAAAAAAAAAAAAAAAAAUCUGAAAUGGAUGAAGGGUCUUUUAACUAACCUAAAAGCAACCAGACGCUUCUGAAAUACAGUGGUGUCAUUUUUUAUUUUAUCUGAAAAAGAUCCCAUCCCUCCCCCCAAGUAUUUAUCUGGUAUUUGCCUUCAUUAAUAAAACAGCUUCUUCACAAACUGUAAAGAAUGGGUGUGCUUUUCUUUGACAUAAAUCAUUUAAACAUAGCUAUUUUUUAAAGCUCUAAAAGGCUUUGUCAGGAGAAUUUCAAAGGGUUGUAUAUAAGUUGCCUUUAACAGAAAUAGCAAAUGCAAUUCUGUUCCUCAAACUCGCUUGCUAGUCUUCCUGAAAUCCUGUUGAGGCAUAACCCAAUCAUGUACCAUGAAUGUUAGAAUCUGUAUUGGCCUUGAGACCUGAAUUUCAAUAAUGCAUCUAAUCAUGAUGAUACUUUAUUUUGAAGUUGGAAGCUUCAGUUGGAAUCACCUAGUUAAGUGUGCUGCUAGAUGUGGCUAGCAUCCUGGCUUAUUGACACAGCCUUGCGCAGAGCUGGUUUAUUUUGUUUACCCCAGGGAUUGUGUGAAGUACAUUUCAAACAGUUGCUGCUUCAAUGACUAUUCUUCUUGUAACUGUAUUAAGGGCAUUAGUAUGUUGAGAAAACACCACUCUUUAAUAUAUCCCAAUACAAAUUGGGAUUCUUAAAUAUCAUUAAUGAAAGAUGGCACUUUUAGGCUCUAACUUCUUUGCAGUAUACAAAAAUAUCUCUGUCUUUCUACAAUUUACAUUUCUCAAUAUGCCAUGUUUUUCCCUCAGUGCUUUUAGCAUGAUAAGGUGCGUGUGCACACUGAGUUACAAUCCUCAGCCUCCUAGACAUUCAUGAACUUCCAUGAGAACAAAUACUGACUAUGCAUUCACUGUCUUUCUAAUGAAUAGUGGAGCUGAAUGUGGAAUGAGAGCUAUUUUAAGCCACACAUAUUUUUUUCAUAAAUAAAAUAAAAUUCCAGUCAUUUUAGAUAGCAUCAGUGUUCUGAGUUGUUUUUCACAGAUUUUUUUAAAGAAUAUUUGUUACGUGUCUGAAUGUCAAAGUUGAGUUAUCUAGCUACAGUAUGGAAAACUGGACUGGAUUUGGCACACUCCACCCUCUGAAACUCUUUUGAUUAAGAACAGAACCUAGUAGUAGUAUUUAAUUUUACCCAUUUUCUUACAAUAAUGGGUAUUCAUACAUUCUUAUUUGAAUCUUCUAUCCUGCCCAAAACAUUGAAGUAAAAUUUGUCAUUGUUCAGUAUUUGUGGUUCGGUGAAUUCUGAGGCUGAUGGCACGUGGUAGGUGAUUGACAGGAAAAAAAAAAAAAGGCAUUUUAAGCAAAACAUGGCAUCCUGUUCUGCCUAGAUACUCUAUAAUCUACUUCCAACUGGAGCUCAGAAAAACUUAAUGGAAGUCUUGUCUCUGUUAGAGAAAAAUUUACCUUGUUAACAGCAUGAUUUGUUAAGAGUUGCAAUGUUUAAUGUUGGUUAAUAGUUGUGCAGUUUUUCUUUUUCUUUUCUUUGAAAAGAGGCACAAUUAAACUAUUGACUUUG
Molecule: messenger RNA, 7917 nt
Organism: Oxyura jamaicensis (ruddy duck)
Lineage: Eukaryota; Metazoa; Chordata; Aves; Anseriformes; Anatidae
Gene: CREBRF
Product: CREB3 regulatory factor
Exons: 9
Coding region: 312-2222 (636 amino acids)
Biological process (GO): regulation of transcription by RNA polymerase II; response to unfolded protein
Cellular component (GO): nucleus
Molecular function (GO): RNA polymerase II transcription regulatory region sequence-specific DNA binding; DNA-binding transcription factor activity, RNA polymerase II-specific
Source: RefSeq, a predicted model, not a curated record